AUGGCUGAUCAAAUUCCCAAAAACAUGAAGGCCCUCGUCGCGGACCGUUCUAUUGUCAGUAGACUCUUCAAUUAUUCUUGCGGUCAUUCAUCCGGGGAUGGCGUCAAGAUACAUACAAUUCCCGUUCCCGAAAUUCACGACAACGAAAUCCUCGUUCGCGUCGGGUCCGUGGCUCUCAACCCAACCGACUUCAAACAUAUUGAUGUGGUCGCUCCCCGAGGAGCUAUCAUCGGCUGCGAUUAUUCGGGCACUGUUGCCAGAGUAGGUGCCAAGGCACCCGGACAUUGGCAGGUUGGAGAUAGAGUAGCAGGUUUCAUUCAUGGUGGACUAUACCCCGACCGGGGCUCUUUCGCAGAGUACCUCAAGAUUCCUGGGGAUCUUGCCUGGAAAGUACCGCCCUCUAUCAGCGAUGAGGAAGCAGCCACGUUUGGAGUAUCCGCUGUCACUGCGAUGCUGGCCUUGAAUGCUCGCCUGGGCGUUCCUUGGCUCGACUCGGGCAAGAGUCAAGGGCGGAAAGAUACCCCAAUCUUCAUCUACUCGGGCUCGACAGCUGCUGGACUUUAUUCCAUUCAACUUGCGAAGCUCGCGGGACUGAAGGUCGUGACAACGGCAUCACCCAAAUCCCACGACCUUGUCAAGCAGUAUGGCGCGGACGAUGUGUUUGAUUAUCGGUCGCCAACAGCCGUUGAAGAUAUUAUCCGAGCCUAUCCCAACAUUGACAGGGCCUUGGAUUGUUUCUCAGAAGGGUCUUCGACGAAGUUCUGCGCUGAUGUCGUUCGAAAGAGUCGAGGAUGGGUCGUGACAUUGCUGGAUACGGGCAAAAAGGACCUUGACGGAGUGACAGUCGACUUCAUGCUGGGGUAUACUGUUUUCAAUGCUGAGUUCCAGUGGCUCCCACCGUUGGGACCUAAAUUUCCAAGAGUGCCAUCGGACAACGAAGCUUUACGCCGUUUCUAUGCCUCCUUGCCUGAGGUCGCCCCGAAAUUGAAGACGCCUCCGUUGAAGAGGAUUGACGGGGGUCUAGAGAAUCUGGCUACAGGUCUUGAUAUGCUUCGUCAAGGGAAGGUUUCUGGGGCUAAGCUGGUUGCAACUAUCUUUUAA
Molecule: messenger RNA, 1101 nt
Organism: Penicillium brasilianum
Lineage: Eukaryota; Fungi; Ascomycota; Eurotiomycetes; Eurotiales; Aspergillaceae
Source: the annotation of a GenBank genome assembly